Molecule: messenger RNA, 606 nt
Organism: Arachis stenosperma
Lineage: Eukaryota; Viridiplantae; Streptophyta; Magnoliopsida; Fabales; Fabaceae
Product: protein FAR1-RELATED SEQUENCE 5-like
Exons: 1
Coding region: 1-606 (201 amino acids)
Source: RefSeq, a predicted model, not a curated record
AUGCCUUCAUCGGAGUCGCCAAGUGGUUCAGGCGAUCAAAUGAGUGAUGAUGUGCUUUCUUCGAUACUUUCAACCGCGGCUGCAUUGGCCAAUGCCGAAUUUCAUGGGGUUGAAGAGGCUUAUGCAAGAUAUGUGAAGUAUACAAAGGUGACUGGAUUUGCUGUUCGAAAAGGGGAUUCCAUUAAAGAUGAUGAAGGCAAUGUUGUGAGGAAAAUUUUCUAUUGCAAUCGACAGGGCUUGUGGGAGAAGAAGCAUUAUGAGAGGGCAGAUAGGAAGAGGGCGCAUAAGGCAGAGACUAGGACCAAUUGUAGUGCGAAGUUCGUUGUAUUUUUAGACAAAGAGAGUGGCAAGUGGAGGACGAAGACAUUUGUUCAAGAUCACAAUCAUGAUUUGACUUUGCUUGCUUUCACUAAUGUGAUGGCAGCCCACCGCAAUAUCAACGAAGGUGAUAAAGGCCACAUUCAUAGUAUGCACGAAGCAGGAUUCCAAACCAGUCAGAUCAUUGAGUUCUUUGCAUAUUUGUCUGGGGGUUAUCGAAACUUGCACUUCAUAAAGAAGGAUGUUUACAACUAUGUCGACGAUGUACGUCGCUCUCGGAUUGUUUAG